AUGGCCGAUGCAGCCCAACCAGCCAGUAACUCAUCCGGCGUCACAGCAGAGUCCAUAAAAGAGUCCCUUAUUACCAAAUUAGGUGCCCAGCAUGUAGAAAUCGAGGAUCUAUCAGGCGGCUGCGGCCAGGCUUUUCAGGCAAUAAUCGUCUCGCCCCAAUUCGAUAACAAGACCAUGCUCGCUCGACACCGCUUGGUGAAUUCCGCCCUGAAGGCUGAAAUUGCUGCGAUUCACGCUUGGACUCCGAAAUGCUACACCCCAGAGCAGUGGGAGAGCGCAAAGCAAUGA
This is a messenger RNA of Uncinocarpus reesii 1704, 288 nucleotides long. RefSeq lists its product as uncharacterized. Gene Ontology annotation, molecular function: 2 iron, 2 sulfur cluster binding. The coding region runs from base 1 to 288 and encodes 95 amino acids. Gene Ontology annotation, biological process: intracellular iron ion homeostasis. Lineage: Eukaryota; Fungi; Ascomycota; Eurotiomycetes; Onygenales; Onygenaceae. The record is from RefSeq and is a predicted model, not a curated record. Gene Ontology annotation, cellular component: nucleus; cytosol. The transcript has 2 exons.